AUGGCACGGAUGAACCCAGCACAUGUGGUCGGAGCUGCUUUGUACGCAACGGGGGCUGUGCAGAGACAUGUACUGACACGCACUGGGGAGUGCAGUGCUCCUGUGGGGCUGGCUGGGUGCUGCAGGCAGAUGGGCAAAGUUGUGCUGAUGUGGACGAGUGCUCUCUGGAGUACAGCCCCUGCAGCCAGUUGUGCACCAACACCCCAGGCACUUUCAGCUGUGCAUGUCUCCAGGGCUACACCCUGCGUCACGGCACCGCCUGUGAAGUGGCAGACAAUUCAACACAGAUCCUGGUGGCCGUGGGGCAGGACCUGGCAGUUCUGGAUGUACGGACCCAAGCCUACAGGCCCCUGCUCUCCACUGAGACCGAGCCCCGUGCCCUUGUAUGCUGGAGAGGUGAACAGCAUCUCUGUGGACUGGUUCACAGGGCAACUGUACUGGGCCAGCAGCCAUCCCCCAGCCAUCUGUGCAGGGCUGGGUGAUGGCCGUGGUUACGUGACAGUGCUGGGGAAGGACAUUGCACCAGAGCAGCUGACAGUACAUCCAGCUGCAAGGUCCCUGUACUGGGUCAACCGUGGACAGAGGGGCCGGACAGUCAUUGCUGCAGCUGGCAUGGAUGGCUCAAACUGGCGGGAGCUCACAGUUGUGUCCAUGGAGGAGCCUGUGGGGCUGAGCCUGGACCAUGUGGCUGGCAGGCUGUACUGGAUCAGCGAGUACAAGGAGUCCAUCGAGACACUGCGGGUGGAUGGCAGCGGGCGUCACUCCUUCCACGCUGUUUUGCGGAGCCACACGGAGCCACUGGGCCUGGCCGUGUUUGAGAGCCGGUUCUUCUGGACCGAUGGCACAGAGCUGGUGUCAGCCACCUGGGCCUCGCCCCAGGACCAUGCAGUGCUGCUCCGUGCCUCUAUCUCAGCUUUCACUGUGCUGCACGCACUGCAGCAGCCUCCCAGGGACACUGCUGCAUGUGCUCUGGGCCUGUGUAGUCACCUAUGCCUCCUGUCCCCUGUGCAUCCUCGGGGCUACAAGUGUGCAUGUCCAGAGGGCCUCUUCCUCCUGCCCUCAGGGAAGUGUGCAGAGCUGUCCAUCGUGUAUGCAUCAGAAAAGGCCAUCUCCCUGGUGCAUGUGGGCCCUGGAACACACGCCAAACAGGUGCAGGAGUGGCAGGAGCCCUUCCACCUGCAAGAUGUGGACUGGCAGAGGUCAGUGCUCUAUGGGACAGAUGACCAUGGGACUCUGCUGCAUGUUGUGGGCCACCCUGGCAGGAGAGAGGCCAUUGUGACUGGGCUGCCAGUCUGCUCUGCCCGUGUGGACAUCCGCUCCGGGGACCUGUACUGGCUUGCAUGUAACCGGAGGGACAUCGGCGUGAUCCGGACAUCUGACAAGUCCCCGCGCAUCCUGCACCGUGCUCGCAGCAGCAUCCAGCACCUCUUCCUGGACUGGCAGCGUGGUGCUCUGUACUGGCUGGCCCGUGGGCAACCCCUGCAGGCACUGAGUCUGGCGGGGGGUGCUCCAUGGGAUGCCUGGAAUGAGACGUGGCCUGGAGACCUGCCUGCGGCCAUGGACAGCAGAGCCUUCAGUGUGCUCUGGAGCUCAGCCCUGGGCCUGCAGGCACUGAGUCUGACCAAGCGGCAAGCAGUCACCCUGGCACCCAGCUGGUCCCAUGGCCUCAUGGCUGCCUUUGAGCCAUACCUGGUGUCAGCAAAUGGGACAGCUCUGCUGCUGUGGGACCGGAGGACACUGGCCCUUGUUCUGUCCCUGCCGGCAGUGGGUGUGCAGGGAGUGGUGGCCUUCGUGGGCUCAGAGGUGCAGACUGUGUCACCAAGCAAAGGGUCUGCCGUGCCACUCCUUCCACCUGUGACCACCACUAUGAGGACAACCACAAGCACCACUGCUGCUCGGCCUACCACCUCUACCACAACACCACUGCCAAGCCAGACCACCACUGCACUCAGCACUACUCCUGCACCAACCAGCAAGGCUACCACAUCACAAACCACCAGCAGACAGCCCACAUCAAAGAAGACCACCUCUGCACCAACCACUGCCCGGACCACACUGACCAAGACUACCACUGUCCAGCCAGCCACCAGCACCACUCGAUCUUUUACAACUAAGAUCACUGCCCUACAGCCAACCACAACCACCCCAAGCUCAAACAGUUCUGCACGGGUGGUAACACCUACCCCACCCCUCCAGUCCAGCACUGCACACCCCCUGACCCCAGUUCUUCAUCUGUCCUGUUCUCGCACGCAUGUGCCCUGCCGUGAUGGCACUGGGUGUGUGGCCCAGGAGUACCUGUGUGAUGGGGAGAAGGACUGUGCAGAUGGCUCUGAUGAGGAUGGGGGCCUUCCACUGUGCGAGCGGAGCCGUGUGCGUCAGGCCGGAAGAGCACUGCGAUGGGGUGCCACAGUGUCCCGACGGCUCGGAUGA
Lonchura striata (white-rumped munia) is the source of this 2430-nucleotide messenger RNA. Lineage: Eukaryota; Metazoa; Chordata; Aves; Passeriformes; Estrildidae. The record is from RefSeq and is a predicted model, not a curated record.